This is a messenger RNA of Notechis scutatus (mainland tiger snake), 474 nucleotides long. Lineage: Eukaryota; Metazoa; Chordata; Lepidosauria; Squamata; Elapidae. The record is from RefSeq and is a predicted model, not a curated record.
GGACACCCGGAGAAGAGAGGCCAGGGUGGAGACCCAGCGCCCCCCUCACCCCCCUUCCCCCACGCGCCUCCCCAGGUCCAGGAGCUGCAGAGCCCCCCUCGUGCCAGCCAGGUGGUGAAGGGCUGCGUCAGGGCCUGCCUCAACUCCACCUAUGAGUACAUCUUCAACAAUUGCCACGAGUUGUACAGCCGGGAGUAUCUGGUGGACCCAAACAAGGCGCAGGAGCUGCCCCCCGAGGAGCAGGGCCCCAGCGUCAAGAACCUGGACUUCUGGCCCAAACUCAUCACGCUCAUCGUCUCCAUCGUGGAGGAGGACAAGACCUCCUACGCCCCCGUCCUCAACCAGUUUCCCCAGGAACUGGCGGUGGGCAAGAUCAGCGCGGAAGUCAUGUGGAAUCUCUUCACUCAGGACAUGAAAUACGCCAUGGAAGGUGAGUCCUGGGGCGUCUCCUGGGCCCCUGGCGGCAAGGCCGUG